AUGUCCGAAUCGUCCACGCCGAGAAAACGGUCCAUCCCGGAAGAUGAAGAUUUGCCCAGUUUUGAUGAUCCUGCUGAUAAGGUGAACGCCGUGAUAUCUCAAUUGCAGGCACCUGAAGAAAAGACAAACGUUGCCCUCACGUUUGCCAACGACAAGAACUUGGCCACCGAGGUGCAGGCAUACGCCAAGAUUGCAGGUACCGAUUGGACUUUCUAUGUCAAGUCCCUUGCUGUAUCCAUUGGACGGAAUACUGACGUCCCCAUUGGUAGCCAACAAGUGUCAUCAGCAGCCCUAAUUGAUAUUGAUUUGGGACCUGCUAAAGUUGUAUCUCGACAACAUGCCAACAUCAAUUACAACUUGGACUUGAGAUGUUGGGAAUUGAAAGUUUUAGGAAGAAAUGGGGCCAGAAUUGAUGGUCAAAAAGUCCCCGUUGGGAGUGCACAUUCGACCCCAUUACAUUCUGGAGCUAUUUUGGACAUUGGAGGCACCCAGAUGAUGUUUAUUUUGCCCGAUUCUCCUCCAACAUUGCCCAAGAAACUCCUUAAUAUGUAUUUGGCCAAGUAUAAGGCCAAUAUGAACAAGAGAAAGAGCGUGAUUCUGACAGGAGGAGGUGCCGGAGGGAUUAAUUCGCAUUAUCCACAACAACACUCGUUACCAGUGCACCAUAAUCAGCCUCAAAUUAAAAGUUUCCAAAUGUUUGACAAGGCCCAACUUUCUCAAUCACCUACGACCUCUGCCACGUCUUUACAGAACAAUCUUGACCAAGAUUUGUCCAAGGAAGAAGCCAAGGACAUCAAGCCACCUUAUUCGUAUGCCACCAUGAUUACGCAAGCCAUCUUAUCAAACGACGAUGGGGUGAUGUCGUUAUCAGAGAUCUACAAUUGGAUUUCCUCUCAUUAUGCAUAUUACAAGUAUUCGAAAACUGGAUGGCAGAAUUCUAUUAGACACAAUCUUUCGUUGAACAAGGCGUUUGAGAAGGUUCCUAGAAGACCCAAUGAACCGGGUAAGGGGAUGAAAUGGCAGAUCAGUGAAUCAUAUAAGGAGGAUUUCUUGAAUAAGAUCCUGAGCGGAUCACUUCUGAAACAACGAAGAGGUUCAUCCGUGUCUAGACAAUUACAAUUACAUUUGGCCACACAUCAACAACUCCCAGAACCUCAAAAAUAUUAUCUGAAGGAAAGCAAUAAUUUCCAUCAAAGGACUGAUUCCUUGCCAAAAUUGGGUCAACCAAUUCAAUACGGACAAGCCCCACCAAUGAACCCUGUACAGCCGAAUGCAUUAGCAUUUCUUAAUAAUAACCAGCAGCAGCAACAGCAGCAACAACAACAACACCUUCAACAACAAUUUCUCCAGCAACAGCAGCUUCUUCAUCAUCAACAACAACAGCAACAGCAACAACUUCAGGGUAGAGCCUUCCCUCCUUCAUACGGGUUCCAAGCACCUGCACCACCUCAUAUGAUGUAUGGUAACCCAAUGGCUCAACGUCAACCAGGAGGUAUGGGUCAACCAGGAGCUGGACCAGGACCUGUAGCACCACCUCUCCAACAACACACUCAACAUCAACACCAACAAUCAGCUCCAGGUGGACAACCACAGCAAUUGAAGGCAGAAUUAUCAUCACCAAUGAGACAAUCAAGUGAUAUGAAUAGCACAACACCUAAACUCCCAAAGGUUGUAGGUCAUAAUUUGUUCAAUUUACCACCACCAUCAACUGGUCAGUCGAGUACCACCGGGUCCUCAGCACCGCAAGCACAUCAUUCACGUUCGAAUUCAUAUAACCAGCCUGGAGAAAAGGGUGAACCAUUUGCCCCAAUCCCAGCAUCCGAGCAACAAGGUGGUAACUCUACUACCACUGGAGGUAGCAGUGGUUCCACCACUGGAGCCAGUGGGCAACCAGGCACAGGGUCGACGGACUUAAGCUUAGGAUUUACUAGUCCUAAGAAGGUUGCACCUUUGGAAGCAUUUACCCCAGAGAGAGGAUCCAAAUCCGGAAGUGGAACAAACAGUAAACUUGGCGUCCCCAGUGGACCUCAUACUAAUCAAUCAUCACCAGCAUUUUGGAACUUUGUUCAAUUCAGCACCCCCAAUGGACAAACUCCAUUACGUAAAAAUAGCGAUGAACUGAAUGGACUGGGAAGUCCAACCUUGAAUCGUAAACCUCAAAAUGAUAAAGUUGGCGAACUCCAACACUCUAAAUUCUUGGAUGAAAAGCCAGAUUAUUCACCCCUUAAAGGUAAAACGGGAAGUGAGAAGAUACAAAGCGAAGAUUCCAAGUUGAAGGAGGGUUCUCAACAUAGUGAAGUGAACGCCUAG
Messenger RNA from [Candida] anglica, 2310 nucleotides. The record is from the annotation of a GenBank genome assembly. Lineage: Eukaryota; Fungi; Ascomycota; Pichiomycetes; Serinales; Debaryomycetaceae.